This is a messenger RNA of Amoebophrya sp. A120, 495 nucleotides long. The record is from the annotation of a GenBank genome assembly. NCBI's taxonomy places the organism in Eukaryota, Dinophyceae, Syndiniales, Amoebophryaceae.
AGUGGCACAUACUUUAUCCAAUGCCAAUGUUAAGUAUACACAAUAAGACACUGGUGCUCAGUGGUUGUGGUGGCGAUAGACAAAGGGCCUGUAGUGCCUGACUCCGGCCGCAAGAAUAUCGGGCGGGUGCGACGGAAAUGUGGCUAAAGGCUGCGCUCUGUCCCAACGCCGCGGAUGUGCGCACCUGCGAAACGGCACGAAGUGGAAAUGGCUGCGGGUGCGUGGGGCCAGUUGUACGAACAGGAGGCGGAACCCAGCGAAGCGGCCGCGCGCCUCUCUUCGUGCCCCGGCGGGCCAUGCCCCGCCCGUGCGGCCGUGUUUUCUCAUGUGCGGCCCUUGUUGGUUGCCAUGGUUGACCUGCCGGCGCAUCUUCCGGCCCGGGUGUCUGUUGGCCGCCCAUCUGCGGAAGGGAUGGGCGUUCGCCUGCCCACGCGCCCCCCCCGGUGGGGCGGUGUAUUUGGGUUCGCCCACGCCCUCGCUGCGCCCGCGUUCUAG